Messenger RNA from Monoraphidium neglectum, 1851 nucleotides. RefSeq lists its product as hypothetical. Gene Ontology annotation, molecular function: alpha-1,4-glucan glucosyltransferase (UDP-glucose donor) activity. The transcript is spliced from 13 exons. The record is from RefSeq and is a predicted model, not a curated record. NCBI's taxonomy places the organism in Eukaryota, Viridiplantae, Chlorophyta, Chlorophyceae, Sphaeropleales, Selenastraceae. Bases 1 to 1851 code for a protein of 616 amino acids.
AUGCUGGUGUCUGUCGAGCUGGAGCACCGAGAGGGCCUGGUGCUGCCCGCGCACAAGGGGGCGGCGCUGCGGUCCCUGGUCAGCAGCCUGCUGCUGCGCCUCGACGCGCUGCUGAGCGCGGGCCUGCUGACGGCGGAGCAGUUUGCGGUGCUGCGGAACAAGGCCUGGGCGCAGGACUUUGGGCUCAUACGCGCCUACGACUCGGUGCGUUGGGUGGCUGACGACCACGCGGUCGCGUCGCUGCUGCUCAGCCGCUUCAACUUCCUGCGGCGCCCGGGGCUGCACGUUGUGCACAUCGCGGCGGAGAUGGUGCCUGUGGCCAAGGUCGGCGGCCUGGGGGACGUGGUCACAGGGCUGGCCAAGGCGCACCAGCAGAGCGGGAUCCUGUGUGAGGUCGUGCUGCCCAAGUAUGACAUUUGUGACUACGCGGCCGUGAGCGAUCUGCGCAUGCUGCGCGUCAUCGACGUCGCGUAUGACGGCCGCAAAGUGCCAACGCGCGUGUGGAGCGCCGUGGUAGAGGGGCUGCCUGUGUACCUUCUAGAGCCAGAAAACGGCUUCUUCUGGCGGCGACGGUUUUACGGGGCCGCGGACGACCUGGAGCGCUUCAUGUUCUUCUCCCGCGCCGCCCUGGAGUGGCUGACCGUCAGCGGCAAGCAGCCCGACAUCAUACACCUCCAUGACUGGUCGAGCGCGGCGGUGGCGCCGCUGCUGGCCGAGGAGUACCGAGGCCGCGGGCUGUCGCGGCCGCGCUGCGUGUUCACCAUCCACAACAUCGUCGGCCUCGACCCCCAGCGCAUGGCCCAGCCGUGGCACAUGCUGGACGACAGCCGCCCCGGCUUCACGCCCGGCCAGCACGACUGCAGCCUGCUGCGCGGCGCAGUGGUGUUCAGCGACCGCACCACCACCGUCAGCCCCAGCUAUGCCCGGGAGGUUUUCACGCCCGAUUACGGCAUGGGGGCGCAGGCCAUCCUGUCACAGCACCAUUACAAGUUCAGCGGCGUCCUGAAUGGCAUCGACCAUGAGUCAUGGUGCCCCGAGCACGACCCCCUUCUGCCCGCCCGCUUCUCGGCAGCUUCGCCGAGCGGCAAGGAGACUUGCAAGCGGCGGUUGUUGGAGGAGCUCGGACUGCCAUACACAGAGCCGGACUGGGUGCUGCAGCAGCAGCGGCAUGGCUGGGGCCAGCAGCAUCAUCACCACCACCAGCAGCAGCAGCACGAAGGCAACGGGAAUGGGUCGGGCGGGCAGCUGCAGCUGCCAAAGGUGCAAACAGGGCGGCCGCUGCUGGUGGUGGUGUCCCGGCUGACCGUGCAAAAAGGGUUGCCGCUGAUCCUUCACGGCAUCAAGACGGCCAUCGCAAGGGGCGCACAGGUGAUUGUCCUGGGCACCGCGUCCGAGCCGGAGGUGCAGCGGCAGUGGGAGGACAUGGCGAGGGAUUACUGGCGCGGCGGCGACGCGCGGCUGGUGCUGCGCUACGACGAGGGCCUGGCCCACAGGAUCUACGCCGGGGCUGACAUGAUUCUGAUCCCCUCAUUCUUUGAGCCCUGCGGACUCACCCAGCUCAUCGCCCUGCGCUAUGGCACCAUCCCCAUCGUCAACCACACUGGCGGGCUGGCGGACACGGUGCGUGACGUAGCCGACAACCACGUGCCUGAGCACGAGCGCAACGGGUUCGUCUUCAGCGGGCGCGAGGAGCACCGCGUGGAGGCGGCCGUCCACCGCGCCCUGGACGCCUACUACACCGGCCACGACUGGUGGCGCAGGGAGCUGGUGCCCCGCGCGAUGCAGCAGGACUGGAGCUGGUCGCGCUCCGCCCAGUCGUACCUGGACCUGUACCGCAGCUGCCUGGGUUAG